AUGGCCGACGAUAAGUUUGACGAUGAGCCUCUCAACACAGACAAUGGUGCUGGGCGACCUCCACAACGCGAGCACAAGUACUCUACUGCAGACAUGAAGCCAGAGAAUCCUUGGAAGCGGAUCUGCUGUACCAUUUUGACUUGUCUCGUUUGUAUCGCCAUCAUGAUUCUCAUCUCCCUUCUUAUGCAAAAGCUCUUCGAUCCACCCGAAGAUGAGGACUGGUCUGAUGAUGCCGUGAAUGCAACGGAUGAUGAUAUUGUGGGAGUCGCAGGUGCAUUGACCGGCGCAGCCGCUACACUCCCUAAGAAUAUGGCAUUCAUCGAAGACGUUUGUUCCGAAGCACGCAUUGGAGAAGACGAUACUGCAGCCUGUGAAGCUGCCUGUACUCCUGCUAAGGACUGUUGCAACCCCUAUUCUGGUGGUGGCAAUAGUACUUGCUUUGAAGGAGAACAAACUGGAUGCUUUGCCUAUUCCAAGUGUCACUCCUUGACUGGUUUCUUUGAUGCUGCUCAUAAUGAUUUGGAUCGAGUCUGUAGCAAAGCCAGCCUUGAAAUCAACCGGGAAGAGUGCGAACAGGCGUGCUCCUCUCUUUCCUGUUGCUACCAGGAAUCGGAAUCUUGUGUCGCUAAACAUUUCGAGGCAUGCUUGGAUUAUGCGGCUUGUCAAAAUCUGAAAGAAGACUCUAUUGGUGUGGCACCCAUGGAUUUGGAUGAAACCUGUGAAAGGUCGUCACCUGUCUGCAAGAGAGAGUGUAAGGAUGCUCUUUGUUGCUCCGAUCCAAAUUCGAAAUGCUACCGCGAAAACUUUGUGGCGUGUCUUUCCUACAUGUACUCAGCUUGCACUGGCCAUUCCGAUACCAAAAUCACUGUGGCACCUAUCAAUUCUCGAGUGAAUGCAGCUCCAUCCAACCUCGAAGAAGUCUGCUCCCCUAAGGGGCUUGCUGAGCAUGGUUCUGGCCAGUGCCAACAAGCUUGCUCAGCAGCUGCUUGUUGCUGGUUGGAUGGUGCGUCAGGGUGCUUUGGCGAGGAUCCUCUGGGAUGCAUUGAAUAUCAACGUUGUUCCAUCUUGAAUGAGCCCAAUUCUGCUGCGGAUGUUCCAGUCAGCCCGGUCAGGUCAGCUACAAUUUCUCCUGAGGCAGAAUCAUCACCUGGGCCGUCUUCUGGGGGAACCACUACAGCUCCAGCACCUGAACCCACUUCAGCUGGUACUUCUACAACUCCAGCCCCUUCAGCAGGGGGGACUACCACUACAACUCCAGCCCCUUCAGCAGGAACGCCGCAACCUAGUGCCGUUGCCUCAACUGAGCAGGCUCAAGCUCGCGGUUUCCGCGGAAUUCCGAACUGA
Molecule: messenger RNA, 1344 nt
Organism: Seminavis robusta
Lineage: Eukaryota; Bacillariophyta; Bacillariophyceae; Naviculales; Naviculaceae
Source: the annotation of a GenBank genome assembly